AUGGCAGACGAUAGAACAAAGGAGCUUCCAAAGGCUUCGGGCGCAUCAAUACACAAGGAUAUCGAGGCUGCACCCGCAGUGGCAAGCCACCUCGAAUCUGUGAAAUCUGGUGUAAAACCCGCACUUGACCAAGAUGCCGAUGUGGCAAUGACCCUCUUCGAUCAUCCAGACCAGAUUCACGAGCCGCGCGACCCCGAAGAGGAGAAAAAGCUUGUCUUAAAGAUUGACUUCAUGAUUCUGCCGUACUUGGCCGUAUGCUAUGCGUUCUUUUAUAUUGAUAAAACAACGCUGUCUUAUGCUGCAAUAUUUGGCAUCCGAACGGACUUGGAUCUGCAGGGGGCCGAGUAUAACUGGCUUAGCUCUAUGUUCUAUUUCGGGUUCCUAUUUUGGGCUUUUCCGACGAAUUUCAUGAUGCAACGAUUCCCAAUUGGGAAGUAUCUGGGCAUCAACAUCUUCAUGUGGGGGUUCUUUCUCAUGCUUCAGGCCGCCGUCCACAACUUUGCCGGGCUUAUGGCCCUGCGUUUCUUAGCGGGUGCUGCCGAAGCCUGCUCUGACCCUUCUUUCAUGCUCAUCACAAGCAUUAUACUCGACGACAGCAACCUGUUCGAAUGGGCUUAUUUAACGAACGAUUUCCUAAACUUUUCGGAUGUAGGGUAUACUGCGAAUGGGUUUGGCAUUGCACUUGGUGGCCUCCUUGGUUAUGGUAUGCAGUCUCUGACUGACCUCCGUUGCGAGAUACUCACCGGUGCGAUAGGAAUCGGAAGCAUCAAGGGCUCUCUGCCCUCGUGGAAAUAUGAGUUUCUUAUCAUCGGUGCCCUCUGUUGCAUCUGGGGCAUAGUAAUGUUUAUAUUCCUCCCAGAUUCACCGGUAACAGCCAAGGGGCUCACUCGUGCCGAAAAACGCAUGGCCGUUCAACGGUUGCGUGAAAACCAGACGGGCAUCGAGAACAAGCAUCUGAAGUGGCCUCAAGUCCAUGAAGCCUUCAUGGACAUCAAACUUUAUCUCUUUUUUUUCCUCGGAGUUGUCUGCAACGUCCCGAACGGCGGUAUCUCGAAUUUUGGGACCCUGAUCAUUCAAGGGUUCGGCUUUAGCACUCUUGGCACGACUCUCAUGCAGAUUCCAUAUGGUAUCAUCAUUGCCAUCAGCAUUUUGAUCUGCGUGUAUUUGAAUGAUCGAUUCACUAACAAGCGAUGCUUGUUCAUCCUUCUCUUCCUCUGCCCCAAUAUUGCGGGUGCAUUUGGAUUGCGCUAUGUUGCUACGGAUCAACAGGUCGGCAGGUUGAUAUGUUACUACCUGACGGGACCCUACAACGCCGCCUUUGUCAUGGUUUUGUCGCUGACAACUGCCAACACGGCGGGUCACACGAAGAAAGUGGUGACUAAUGCGGUUCUCUUCCUUGGAUAUUGUACCGGCAACAUCGUGGGUCCGUUCUUCUACUUAUCGAGCCAGGCACCCUACUACGCAUUGGGCAUCUGGUCGAUGAUUGUGUCUCAUCUCUUAGAGGCUUUCAUUAUCGUUGUGUUCUGGGUGCUCAUGAGUUACGAGAACCGAAGAAGGGACAAAAUUCAGUCCGCGAUGACUGGUGGUCUAGACGGGAGAGACUUGGACUCCACUGCAUUUGCCGACAUGACGGAUCGUGAAAAUCUCAAUUUUAGAAGUCAACCAGUGAAUGGCCAUGCGGCCGCGAAGUCGAUCUAA
Molecule: messenger RNA, 1698 nt
Organism: Neoarthrinium moseri
Lineage: Eukaryota; Fungi; Ascomycota; Sordariomycetes; Amphisphaeriales; Apiosporaceae
Exons: 8
Coding region: 1-1698 (565 amino acids)
Biological process (GO): transmembrane transport
Cellular component (GO): membrane
Molecular function (GO): transmembrane transporter activity
Source: RefSeq, a predicted model, not a curated record